CAUCUUUUCCUUAUAGCUAACUAGAAUUAUAUAAACAUAGUAGAGUUGAAUGUGUUACUCAUUAAUCCUAAUUCAUUAGUAUGGUAGUUUUCACUUUGUAAAGCAUGUCCAAAUGCUGGAAGAUGUGCAAGUAGUGUAGGCCACUCUAGCACAAUCCAUAGCUGAUUCCCUUGGGCUUCUCCCCCUGUUUUCUCCCAGGUUUGUCAUACUCUUCAUGGAUGACUUGGGCCACAUUUCCCAGUGGAGUGCCAUCAUGGCUGGAAGUCUCGCAGGCAUGGUCUCCACCAUUGUAACAUAUCCUACAGACCUCAUCAAAACGCGCUUGAUUGUGCAGAAUAUGCUGGAACCAUCUUACCGGGGGAUCCUCCAUGCAUUUUCUACUGUUUAUCAACAGGAAGGAUUCUUUGCCCUUUAUCGAGGGGUUUCCCUUACAGUUUUAGGUGCUCUUCCUUUCUCUGCUGGCUCUCUUCUAGUUUACAUGAACCUGGAGAAAAUCUGGAAUGGACCCCGAGAUCGCUUCUCUCUCCUCCAGAACUUUGCCAACGUCUGCCUGGCUGCUGCGGUGACCCAGACCCUCUCCUUUCCCUUCGACACGGUGAAGAGGAAGAUGCAGGCUCAGAGCCCCUUCCUCCCCCACUGUGGAGGAGUAGAUGUCCAUUUCUCAGGAGCCACAGACUGCUUCCGGCAGAUAGUGAAGGCCCAGGGAGUACUGGGGCUCUGGAGUGGAUUGGCAGCCAACUUACUGAAGAUAGUUCCAUAUUUUGGAGUUAUGUUUGGUACCUUUGAGUUCUGCAAGAGAAUCUGUCUUUACCAAAAUGGUUACAUUAUGUCUCCUCUGAGCUAUAAAUUGACCCCAGGGGUGGAUCAGAGUUUGAAGCCCCAGGAAUUACGGGAAUUAAAGAAGUUCUUCAAAACUGGAAAACUAAAUUCUAGAAAACCAACUCUUUAAAACUGAGUGGAUCUAGAAGUGCCCUGACUGGAGGCGCGGCGCAAUCACGGAUAAAUGUAGGUUCGCAAUUGCAUGUGUGGAGUGAGGAGAGGGUACUCCUGUCUGCUACUCUUGGAAAUGAGAAGAAUCAGCCAUACGCCACCUCUGAGCUCCAAACUGAUGUCCCUGGGAACACCUGUACCACGGGAAGGUUCCCCAACAUGGCUGUCUCCCUUAUGGCAUUCCGCCAGGUUUUAUAACAAAAGCUAGCAGAAAUGAUACGUGUUAUUUACACAAGACCAAAGAAAGGACAUUGGCGUGACACCUCAGAGCAUUGCCGUGACACCUCAGAGCAACAUGCAAUUGAAGUAGCUGAGCAGGGACCAUGCCAUGUGCUCAGUCACAGGGUCACAGCUUGUACUAACCCACAUCGGCCUAGUGAUGCUCAAUUUGACCUGAGACUUCCUAACAGAAUCGCCCUGGAACUAAGAACCUCUGCUGACUUCCGAGUGUACACACCACAGUGUAAAUUAUGCCUUAUCAGAAGCUCAAUGAAGAUGUUUAACAUUGAAAAGGUAUGACUAUCAUAGUUGAACCAUCCUUUAUUUAAAUUUGAAGCAUCCCAGGCUUAAAUCUUGUGUUUCAGGAAGGCAGUUUUUAUCAUGACUGCUUAAUUAUGCCCCAAAAGGCCUUCUUCCAACUGCAGUCAUGUACAGUUUAAGUGGCCUGAAUUCUCUGCCUUUUUAACUUGCUUUGCAAGCCUACCCUGAAAAUAAAUUAUUUAGUCAACUUAAGUUAUUCUCACAAGAUGUCCCAGUUGCCUAGAAGGAUCAAAUAGAGCAUUGGAUACACAUACCAAAAAAAACCAUAUAUAACUGAAGAAACGCUUUAAACUAAUCAUCUCUACCAGAUUUUUAAAAUGUCACAUUUUGGAUUGACUCACCUUGGGGAUUCUAUGUUGUUUAUAUAACUCCAUGCGAAUAGUGCCUAUCUAUGCAUUAAAAAAAUUUAAUAUUAUGAUACCAAGUUAUAUAUAUACACAAGCUUCCAGUAUGCUGAAAGUAUUUUUCCUUAUUAAAUUUAUUUUUGAAAUAAAAAUGAUGUGUUGGUCAUUUAUUACUAAUCUGAGUUUUAAAACGGUGGUUAAAUAUAUACUGGCCAAAAUCUUUCAACUCUAAGAACCUUGGUCUACUGAAAUAUACCAAAAUAACUCAUUUUUCCAGUUGCCGUGGCAGCUAGUGUUUUAUGGCGAAUAGCAGUUAAUAGACACAUGAAAAUCUCAUCUGUAGCCCAAUCUGUUAGAGUUUGGAGGGUGGCAACUCUUUACCCAGAGCAAACAGUUCGUCUGUUAUUCUUUAUUUCCCUUGAGGUGAACAACUUUUUCAAAUUCUGAAAGCUGCAAAAAAAUUUUUUUAAACUAAAUCUAAAAUCCUAACUUCGGGUUACUUACCUCAUAUCAUCAACACCUUCUGUGCAUUCUUCCACAGGUGUGAUGAAAUAGCUAAGCUCUUGCUAUUGCCACACACAGGAAUGUUUUCUGAGCAGCUGUAUUGAUUUUUUUUUUUUUAAAUGAAGGAAGGAAGGAAAAGCAAAUGUCUCAUUUUUAUAACUUCAAAACAACUCUUAAAACUCUAGCUCUGUCCCUGAAAUGAACUUGCAGCUAUUUGCAUUUUCUCAGCAGUAUGAAGGGAGUGUUCUGCUUUAUGGCUGGCAGUGUGCACCACGCUGGACUAAGCACUUUAGGAGAAUUAUAUAAAGUGUGAUGCAAUAUUGACCCAGGAGUAAUAUACAGUCUUAGGGAACAAAACUUACCUACAUACAUGAA
Messenger RNA from Miniopterus natalensis, 2753 nucleotides. The record is from RefSeq and is a predicted model, not a curated record. Lineage: Eukaryota; Metazoa; Chordata; Mammalia; Chiroptera; Miniopteridae.